AGCAACAUGGCUGUCGGUCAGUCGGUAUCGAACCGUCGCGUUACGCGAAGCUCUUACGACUCGUGCGGUAGGAACGCCGCCGCUCCGGGACGAGAUUUGGAAUCUCGUGAACGUGAAGGACGACUUCUCACCGAUGGCACGGGCUCCCCGAAAUUACGCACCCGUCGAGGUCGGUAGCGUCAACGCGUCUCCUUCGGUUCAGAAACGGUUCUACCGGUCCGGAACGUGCAGCGCCCGGUAAUUCGGGCCAGGAUCGAACGCACUUGUAAGCUACAAUAAGAAGGAAACAAUCAUUCAGAGGCUGGUGAGAGGACAAUUUUUACCAAAAACAUGGAUUCUGGAGUGGGACAAAACAAGAUCCAAAUUCGUGUCGGAUUUUAUGACAUUGAAGGCACCAUUGGCAAAGGGAACUUUGCUGUGGUAAAAUUAGCAAGACAUCGUAUCACUAAGACAGAGGUAGCUAUUAAGAUAAUUGAUAAAUCACAAUUGGAUCCCACCAAUCUUGAAAAAGUUUAUAGGGAAGUAGAAAUAAUGAAGCAACUGGAACACCCGCAUAUUGUCAAAUUAUAUCAAGUUAUGGAAACAAAAAAUAUGAUAUAUAUGGUAUGCGAAUAUGCGAGCAAAGGCGAAAUAUUUGACUAUAUUGCACGAUAUGGACGAAUGGGAGAACCCAGAGCUCGUGCAACAUUUGCUCAAAUACUCUCUGCGGUUGAAUACUGCCACGCGACGGGUGUAGCGCAUCGUGAUCUCAAAGCUGAAAAUUUACUCUUAGAUGCUCAGAUGAACGUAAAAAUCGCUGAUUUUGGAUUUAGUAAUAGAUUCUCACCUGGUGAAAGAUUAAGCACAUGGUGUGGUAGCCCCCCUUACGCAGCACCUGAAGUUUUUCGAGGGAAACAUUAUGCUGGUCCUGAAAUUGAUGUGUGGAGUUUAGGUGUAGUACUGUAUGUAUUAGUAUGUGGAGCACUGCCCUUUGAUGGUUCUACCCUUCAGUCAUUGAGAGACCGUGUCCUGAGUGGAAGAUUUAGAAUUCCAUACUUUAUGAGCACAGAUUGUGAAAGUCUAAUCCGCAAAAUGUUGGUUUUGGAACCAUCAAAACGAUACACCAUUCCACAAAUAAAGAGACAUCGCUGGAUGGCAGGGUCUGCAGACACUAUUUGUUCAAUGAUCAUAACAAGACCAUCCUCAUCCAUCCAAGAACCAAAUGAGCAAAUACUGCGACUUAUGCAUAGCUUAGGCAUAGAUAUUACACGGACCAGAGAGUCUUUAAGGAAUAGCAGCUAUGAUCAUCAUGCUGCCAUUUAUUUCUUGCUACUAGAGAGGCUGAAGCAACAUCGUAUUAGUAGCUCGACAAACAAUAGUUGCUGGCCUAGUGUAGCAAGAACAAAAGAGGACAAAUUUAAAUCAAGAACAAGGGAAGAUGCGACUCGAGGAGGCAAAAGGUUUAGUUCGACUAGUUCUUCGACCGACGAAGGAUGCUGUAGCGCAGAAGGUGACCUGGAAGAAGGUCCGAGUGGCGAUGAACUGAGAGAAGCUCAGAUUAAGCUCGAAGAACAUAGACUAGGCCUAGAUCAUGAUAUCAGUCAACGAAUUGACAGUCAGAUAGUCAAUCGACGAUUAAGUGAUUAUCAACACCAUUUUGAUACCCCACUUAUGGAUCCUAUUGAUCCUCCUAGUCGAACAACAUUGUUCAUUGCCGGUGGUAGUGGUAGUUCGUCGUCCGAACUUUUUGAAUCCAGUUUUGAUUCCGGUUGCCCGCCAGAUUACUCCGGGGCAAACUCAUUCACAAGCAGUUUGCCGUCCUGCACGCCCCCGCCAACUUUGAGUCCAUCACCGAUAACUGGCAGAAUAUCCAGAGUGUCUCAAGGUCGCAGAGCCUCUGACGGUGGACCCAGACUGCUGUUCUGUCAACAAGGUGGCGGUGACAGACCGACCAAGCAGAGAAGUAUUCAAGAUUCUGGCAAGGCCAGGGGUCAUUUAGACCUUGUACAUUUAAGACCACCGUCUACUCCACCUGAGAAUCAACAACAAUUCAAACUUCGCGGUGACUUCAGUACACAACUGCAAUUGCUAGUACAGCAGCGAAUGUUGCAACAAAAACGGAAUCUCUAUCAUAGACAUAGAGGCGGAGGAAGUCCAACACCAAUAUCUGUGUCGACAAGCGGCUCAAGCAGGCGUGCUGAUCAUGUACCGAGACAAGAUAGUUAUAAACUAGCUCAGAGAACACAAAUCUUACCACCUUUAUCUCAGGGACAUGUUGACAGAGACUUUGAUAGAGAAAGAAAACGGGACGAGGAAAGAUGGAAAAGCCUGCCGUCCCGACUAGCAGCAGAUUGUCAGUUAGCAGAAAGGACAUUGCUGUGGAGUCAACAGGUGGGUCUCAGUGGAGGAGCAUCAUACUUGCCACCUGGCAGUGUAGGUGGCUUUUUAUGGGCCACCGGAAGCAACCCUCAUUCAACCAUCUUCGAAAACGUUGGGGAUCCAAUGGAAUGAACAUCUACCCUGUUGUACUUUUAGCAUUGAAUUGGAGAUUUUGAGUCUGAAAGACUAGAUUCUACAUACCAGAUACAAUAAGCAGUAUUGCCUUCCUAGUCUUUCCAUAUCAGUAUCCUUUAUUUACAUAAUUACAUAUACCAUCAUAUCUAUUUUCUAAGUGUCUGAGAAUGACUUUGUAUAAAUUUCUUUGUAGAACCAUUUCCUCCAUUUAACUCUAGCUUUCAUACACAAAAUCUUUGAUUAGAUGAAAGGUAUAUGUUACUACAUGCCAAAGAUUUGCUGUUCUCGAAUAAUCCUUUUAAUUUACAACUUUCUGCUUCGAUCAUCAAAUUUUAUCGCCUAUAUUUAUAUACGUAAACAUGGAUUUCAUUCAUAAAACAAUUACAUACAUACCAUAUAGAUGUACCAAAAAAAGACAUUAAAAAAGAAAAAGAAAUCUUCGUCAUGUAGCAGCAUACAUACCUACGUAUCGACUGGCUGAUUUUUAUCAGUCAAAUAUCCAAUUAUAUCAUAGACUGAUAAUUAACAAAAAAAAACACCAACCAAGUUUAUAUUCAUGAGCGAGUGGCAUAUGUCUUGCUUUACAAUGACUAUGUUUAAUUGGAACUGACUAUGUGUAUAGUCAUACAUAUUUUAAUGACAAUUAACAAAGAGUGCUUUUGAUGUGCUUCCCGAAUACAUUUCAACAAAUUAUUCUACGAUUGUGGUAUUGCUAAUAUAUUUAUCACAAUACUUCUAUUAUUUUCAAGGUAUCCUGGUUUACAAAAAUCCAAAAAUAAAACUCUUCAAUUGAUUCAUUAUUUUUUUUGCAACUUCCAUUUAAUAAGCUGUUUGUUACAGAAAAAAUUUAGAAUACCGUUACCGAAUAAAAGCAAGUAUCAGUGCUCAAACAAAGAUCAAGUAAUUAGAGAUACUUUAUAGCAUAAGGAAUAAAAGUGCAAUAAUCUUUCCUUCACAGGAAUGACUGAAACAAGUUUUAUUUGGAAUCAAAUGCAAGAAUUAUGCCACUUCAGCUUUUUUAUGCAAUUAAUUGAGGGGUGGAAUUAACUGAAUUACGUUGAAAAUUUGUGUUAUACAUUUCCAUUGACGAUUAUUCCAAUAAUGUUGUACAAAAUUUAGCUGUUUUAUCAUUCCACUCUUCAUUAUGAUGGUUAUAGUGAGUUAGGAAAUAAUAAAAACAAUAAUAAAUAGCGAUAAAUAGUAGCUGCUGUUGAAAAAAAAGAUAAUAAAGUGCUGCAUUCUGUAAAGAUGUUUAAAUAAAACUGUUGUAUACAUGAUCUUUAAUGAAAAUAAUGAUUGUUUACAUAUUGAAUUAUACAUUUUGUAUGCGUUCUGAUUUUCUACAAAGAAUGCAAGUCGCAUUCAUAGUUACUGGGUACUAUUACUAUGCAUAAAUGUAGUACAAAGUUAUCAUUUCACUUGAAACGUAAUAAACAAGCAGUUCUGCUACACGAGCUUUUUGCAUGGUUGAAAAUUGAGAAGGAAGAGGAAUGAAUCGGUGACAUAACUAAAAAAAACUAUUUGUACAUUUUGAUACGAAUACAGCACUUUCCAAGGCAAAUAUAUAUAUUAGAUUCUAGUAGUCUAAUCAGUAGGAAGCAAUACCGGCCGCGCACAACUGACAACGACUUUAAUAUUCAAAUUUUCCGCCAUUUUUUACCCAACAAAAAAAACAAUCAAACUUCGCUCAAAGUCUUUUGAUAAGUAAAAAAAACGAUAGCUGUUAAGUUAGCAUAAUCAGACCGGGAUUCUUGUUCUGGCAUAUAAUUCUCAAAAGACCCUCCCACAAAUAUGCGAACAAAAACUCAGGAAUUGAAAAUCGGUUUUGGCACCGUUCAGCAUUUAUGUCUUUAUUAAAAUAAUACUUUCACAUUGCAUAAAACAAAUAUCAUUUGUAAAAUGUACGACAUUUGAUUGAUUAGCGCGUAAAUUUAUUUCAUAAUUAACUCUAAGAACUUUAUUUUACUACUAGAAACAAUUUAUUGAAAGCAACUAUCUUUGACAGCGACAUAUUACUAUUGUUUUGCAAUAUGUUGUCCGACCACACAAACAAGUGCUUUAUGGACUUGUUCAAGUGCAUUAGAAAUGGGCAAUAUAAAAUGAACAAAAAAUAGAAAAAACGUUGCUAACCAAAAUGUCCGUUUUUACAUUUACAAUGAAUCAUUUGUUUUACUGUUUCCUUGCUGUCAUGUAUGAUAGUAAAUAAUUACUAUUUAUCAACUGCAAAACUGUCAGCAAGUGUAUACAUUGCGUGUAUGAAGAUACUAAAUAAAACCAUAUGCAGACUGCAAAAUGAAAUGCUACUCUA
Megalopta genalis is the source of this 4801-nucleotide messenger RNA. NCBI's taxonomy places the organism in Eukaryota, Metazoa, Arthropoda, Insecta, Hymenoptera, Halictidae. The record is from RefSeq and is a predicted model, not a curated record.